GUGGCCUCUCGUCUCGGUGUUUAUCCAAUCAUCUCUACAUGGAAGUGUCCACAACGCGUCACUUUGCAGUCGCUGUUGCUCUGCUGCACCAAUCACACAUCAGUGCGUCAGAGGCGCAGAUGCGUGCAUCAGGAGCGCCCGUUCGAAGCGCCGUGACACCGAAGUGAACGCGCUCUUUGACAAGUUUUACUGCGCUGUUUAUCACUGUGAAAACUAGUCUGCGGUAUCAAACAGCUGAAUGUGUGUCAGUGUCUUGCUGUGGCUCACAGCAAGGUGGUUGGCUCAACCACCUCUCAGUUCCCACUGAGGUCAGCGUGUCGUCACGGCUGAGCGCACUGCCCACCUGUGUGCCGCACGGACAGCUGAAUGACCCGCUGCGUCCCCUCUCAGCGUUGUCUUGACACACUUUGGAAGACGCCGAAUUCUCCUUUGAUUUUUUUUCCUUAAAAAAUCAGGCUUUGAGUUGUAAAGGAUAUCCAGACGCAACAGUAAAAGAAUCCUUCACCCUGUGCCAGAUGGAGCCUCCAGGCAACCCGGGAGGCACCGCGGUGGAGCUGGAGUUAACGGUGGAGAAUGUGGAGUCGGCUCUCUACCAGCUGUACUUUGAUCCAGACAUGGAGCAUAAGAAUGUAGCCCAGAAGUGGCUGACCCAGGCCCAGGCCUCUGCACAGGCUUGGCACUUCUGCUGGGCCCUGCUCAGCCCUGACAAGAUCCCAGAGGUUCAGUUCUUCGGUGCCAGCACCCUGCACACCAAGAUCUCCCGUCACUGGAGUGACCUCGCUGCAGAGCAGCACGAGAGCCUGAGGACGCAACUGCUCAGCCAUAUCUUGCAGUUCUCUUCUGGGCCUAAAAUGGUGCUGACUCGUUUGUGUGUAGCACUGGCCUCUUUGGCUCUUAACGUAAUUCCCCAGGCCUGGUCUCAGCCGGUGGCGGACAUGGUGAGGGCUUUCCAACCGCACAAACCUGAUCCUGAAGAUGGCUCUGGAGCAAAGGCCUCUCAGGACCCCCACACACAUUGUCUCACUCUGCUAGAGCUUCUCACCGUGCUUCCAGAGGAGUUCCAGAGCAGCCGCUUGGCUCAAGCUCGGCGAGGCCAGCUGAGGGAGGCUCUUGCCGGAGAGUGGGCAGUGGUGUGUCCUCUGCUGCGACAGCUCAUGCAGAGCCAGGACUCAUCGAGUCAGGUGAAAGAGAAGGUGCUCAAAUGCUUGUCUAGCUGGGUGGCGCUAGAUGUGCCUUUGGGGGAAAUCCAGGAACUGCUCCAGGACUGCUUCACCGCGUUGUCCGACCCAGAGCUGUUUGACGCAGCUGUGGAGACGGUAGUUAACGCCAUCUCACAGCCCGACUGCCAAAGGUACAUUAAUGCUCUACUGAGCCUGAUGCCUCUGGUGCUGGGCCUCUAUGACCAACUGAAGACAGCAGCUCAUGAUGGGGACAUGGAAACCUCACAUGGUAUCUGUCGAAUUGCAGUUGCUUUAGGGGAAACACACUCCAGAGUUCUGUUGGAACAGGUGGACCACUGGCAAGAAUAUCUAGCUCUGGUUAACAUGAUUCUCUUCUGCACGGGCAUCCCUGGACACUACCCAGUUAAUGAGACCACGAGUUCUCUUACUCUCACCUUCUGGUACACUCUGCAGGAUGACAUUUUGUCAUUUGAGGAGGAGAAGCAGUCUGUUUACCUGCAGGUUUACAGGCCAGUUUACUUCCAACUGGUGGACGUGCUGCUUCAUAAAUCCCACUAUCCCUCCCAGGAAGAGUACGCCUCCUGGUCCUCUGAUGACAAAGAGCAGUUUCGUAUUUACAGGGUCGACAUCUCGGACACUUUGAUGUACGUGUAUGAAAUGUUGGGGGCAGAGCUGCUCAGUAACCUCUAUGAGAGGCUUGGCAGACUACUGAUGGACCCCCAGCAGUCAGCAGUGUGGCAGGACACUGAGGCGCUGUUGUUUGGCUUCCAGUCCAUAGCUGAGACCAUAGACGUGAACUACUCUGAUGUUAUUCCCGGUCUUAUUGGUCUGAUCCCCAGAAUCAACAUCAGCAACAUUUUGCUAGCCGACACUGUGAUGUACACAAUAGGUACAGUGUAUCUGAUCAUCAGCAAGUCUUUUCAAGCUUUGUGCUGUACCUAUCAGAUCCAUGUACCUUCUCUCUCCCCACAGCUGAAUCCCACUAAUAAACAGAGCAUCAUCCACAUUGUGGGGAUGCUGGCCAGUCUCUUUACCACUCUGGACAUCAAUAGGCAGGCAGACUGCUUAGAGGGAGCAGCCAGUUCCAGACUCCCAGUCCCCCAGAGCACGCAAAACCCAGUGGUUGUUGUGCUACAACAAGUCUUCACUUUGAUCCAGACCAUCCUCAGCAAAUGGCUCCAUGACUCGGAGGUGGUAGAGGCAGUGUGUGGGGUUUUUGAUAAAUCAGUUCGAACCCUCCUACAUGAUUUUGGACCCAUGGUUCCUCAGCUGGGAGAGAUGCUGGGGGAGAUCUAUAGCGCCUUCCCACAAGCCUCGGCUUUGGACCUGGCUCGGCAGAUGGUUCACAUAUUUGCUGGAGAGGAGCAUCACAUCCCUCACAUCAGAAGCCUCACUGAAGUGUUAACAUCCACCACGCUCACUAUAUUUCAGCGAGGUCCGAGAGAUCAUCCUGACAUUGCUGAAUCGUUUAUGGACCUUCACGCCCAGAUUCUUAAAAGGAAGCCUGAUCUGUAUCUGUCUGAGCAGUUAGAUGUGAAAGCACUGUUUUACUGUGGGAUUCUGUCACUCAAGUUUCCAGAGACACCCACAGUAAAAGCUGCCAGCCAGUUCUUUACAGAGUUCCUGAGUCGCUGUAAAGACAUGCCCUCAUUUGGUGAUGUGUUGCAGAGGGAUGGAAAGCUCCUGACAGAGACCGUUCUGCAGGCGGUUGGAGGUGAGUCUCCCAGCAGUCUGACGGAGCACUUCUCUGAGGUGCUGCUCAAUCUAAGCAGGCACUGCCCGGCCCUGCUGUCUCAGUGGCUCAAAGAAACACUGCAGACCCCAGGGUUCCCCUGUGCCCAGCUCACUGCAGAGCAGAAACACACCUUCAGUCAGCAGCUUCUAAGGGAACAAACCAACAAGCGUCGCGUUAAGGAGAUUGUGAAGGAGUUCGCUUUGCUCUGCCGAGGUCCGCAGGGCUCUGGAUACUCAGAUUACUAGUCGGAGCUGCCAGCAUUGCAUCCGACUUCCUCACCGGGUCUUUGAGAAAGGCCCACAGCUCAUCCUCGUUUUCAGAAACGCUUUGGUGCUAAAUGAGACUUAAGAGAGCACGACUGGAAAACAAGACGCUCCCACAGACACACUGAGUGGACACUUAUAAGAUAAUCGAGUCUCUGUGCGACAUAUUUUUUAAUAAAAUAUCCAAAGCAGGAUAAAAUGAAAUAAGAGUCAGGGUGGCAUUUUCGUAUCUAUAGGCAGGAAUGCGCAAGGUUCCAAACCUGUGCUUCGUGUCUAUGAACACUGACAAAACAACAAUAAACACAUGAAACUCU
Molecule: messenger RNA, 3493 nt
Organism: Neolamprologus brichardi
Lineage: Eukaryota; Metazoa; Chordata; Actinopteri; Cichliformes; Cichlidae
Source: RefSeq, a predicted model, not a curated record